This is a messenger RNA of Puma concolor (puma), 1623 nucleotides long. RefSeq names its product sialic acid acetylesterase (gene SIAE). NCBI's taxonomy places the organism in Eukaryota, Metazoa, Chordata, Mammalia, Carnivora, Felidae. Gene Ontology annotation, biological process: carbohydrate metabolic process. Gene Ontology annotation, molecular function: sialate O-acetylesterase activity. The record is from RefSeq and is a predicted model, not a curated record.
AUGGUAGCGCCGGGAUUUAUAGUUGGGCUGGUGUUGCCUUUAAUCCUGCCGGCCGACACAAGUGCAGGCUGGACCCUGAGUCACAACCGUGGAGAACCAGAAGACGGAAUCUGCGUGCUAACGCAAAAUGUCCGUUUUCGCUUUGCUUCAUACAUCAAUAAUUACAUGGUGCUGCAGAAGGAGCCCGCAGGGGCAGUGAUCUGGGGCUAUGGCAUAUUCGGAGCCACAGUGACAGUGACUUUGUGCCAAGAUAAAGAAACCAUCAUGGAGAAGGUGACGAGUGUGAAAGCACAUUCUAACAGCUGGAUGGUGGUACUGGAUCCUACGAAGCCUGGUGGACCUUAUGAGGUGAUGGCACAACAGACUUUUGGGAGAACAAACUUCACCCUGAGAGUUCAUGAUGUCUUAUUUGGAGAUGUCUGGCUUUGCAGUGGGCAGAGUAACAUGCAGAUGACGGUUUCACAGAUAUUCAAUGCGACAAGAGAGCUGUCUAACACUGCGGCCUAUCAGUCUGUCCGCAUCUUCUCUGUGUCGCUCACUGAGGCAGAGCAGGAACUGGAGGACCUGGCCAAGGUUGACUUGCAGUGGUCUAAACCCACCUCAGAAAACUUAGGCCAUGGAGUUUUCAAGUACAUGUCAGCAGUGUGCUGGCUCUUUGGGCGUAACCUGUAUGACACAUUGCAUUAUCCCAUUGGGCUGAUCUCCUCCUCGUGGGGUGGGACACCCAUUGAAGCCUGGUCUUCUGGAAGGUCACUGAAAACCUGUGGUGUUCCUACACGAGGGUUCGCUCAGUCUGAUUCUGUAACCGGUCCCAGUAAGAACUCUGUUCUCUGGAAUGCCAUGAUCCAUCCACUACAUAAUAUGACUCUGAAAGGGAUGAUAUGGUACCAGGGGGAGUCCAAUAUAAAUGUUAACAGGGACCUGUACAAUUGCACAUUCCCUGCGCUCAUUGAAGACUGGCGUCAAGCCUUCCACCGUGGCUCCCAGGGGCAGACAGAGCGUUUCUUCCCAUUUGGAUUUGUCCAGUUAUCUUCAUAUUUGUCUGCAACCUCAGAUGAUAAAUUUCCCCAGAUCCGUUGGCAUCAAACAGCAGACUUUGGCUAUGUCCCCAACGUGAGGAUGCCCAACACUUUCAUGGCAGUAGCAAUGGAUCUCUGUGAUAGGACGUCCCCUUAUGGCAGCAUCCACCCUCGAGAUAAACAGACUGUGGCCUACAGGCUGCACCUGGGGGCCCGGGCUGUGGCCUAUGGUGAGAAACUGAUCUUUCAAGGACCACUGCCUGAGAAGAUGGAACUCCUGGCUGACAGGGGGCUGCUAAACCUCACAUAUUCACAGCAAAUCCAGGUGAAGAAGCAGGACAAAAUAUUUGAGAUCUCAUGUUGCAGUGACCGUCAGUGCAAGUGGCUCCCAGCUCCCAUGGGCACUUUCUCAGCCCAGACCCUGGCCCUGAAUGUCAGUUCUUGUCACGGCACUCCGGCUGCUGUUCGCUAUGCCUGGACCACGUGGCCUUGUGAAUAUAAGCGGUGCCCCCUGUACCACCCCAGCAGCACCCUGCCGGCUCCUCCCUUCAUCGCUUUCAUGACAGACCAGAUCCCUGGAGAUCUCAGCAAGCUUGCUAAAUGA